Molecule: messenger RNA, 5244 nt
Organism: Sphaerodactylus townsendi
Lineage: Eukaryota; Metazoa; Chordata; Lepidosauria; Squamata; Sphaerodactylidae
Gene: SRF
Product: serum response factor
Exons: 7
Coding region: 214-1749 (511 amino acids)
Biological process (GO): positive regulation of transcription by RNA polymerase II
Molecular function (GO): DNA-binding transcription factor activity, RNA polymerase II-specific; protein dimerization activity; RNA polymerase II cis-regulatory region sequence-specific DNA binding
Source: RefSeq, a predicted model, not a curated record
AUUGUAUCGCUUUAUAUGGUGGAAGGCAUCGCGGGGGGAGUCCCAGGCCGGCGCAGGGCUUGACUGUAGCGUGAGCCAGCGGCGAAGCAGCCAGGCAGGCGAGUGGCCGGUGCCCGGAGAGGGGCCCGGGCCGGAUCAGCCGGCGCGGGGGCCCCAUGGCAGCAGCAGCACCGGCCUGACCUGUCGCGCUGGUCCCGCACCCACUUCGGCACCAUGCUUCCCAGCCAGGCAGGGGCCGGGAACGGCGCUGCUGCCCUGCCUCGGAGCUCGGUGAUGGGCAUGGCGCGGACAUCCGCCGGACGGCCCGGCCCCGGGAUUCCUCGUGGAGCCAACGGCGGCGGCGGUACAGGGAUUCGGGGCCCCGGCAACGGGACAGGCCCGCCUAGUGGGCAGGGGCCGGUCGGGGGUCGUUUCGAGCGGGACCGGGACCCGGGUGUGGCAGCGGUGGUGGGCAGCGGCAGCGAAGGCGAUUCCGAUUCGGGCGAAGAGGAGGAGCUGGUCGGCGACCGGCGUGGCGUGAAGCGGACCUUGGGCGACAUGGAACUGGGGGUGGUGGUGGGGGCGGAGGCGGCGGCCGCGGGCGCGGUGGGCGGCUACGGCGGGGUGAGCGGGGCCGUCAGUGGGGCCAAGCCCGGCAAGAAGACCCGCGGCCGCGUCAAGAUCAAGAUGGAAUUUAUCGACAACAAACUACGGCGCUACACCACGUUUAGCAAGAGGAAGACGGGCAUCAUGAAGAAGGCCUAUGAACUUUCUACCCUAACGGGCACUCAAGUGUUGCUGCUGGUGGCCAGUGAAACAGGCCACGUCUAUACAUUUGCCACACGGAAGCUGCAACCCAUGAUCACCAGUGAGACAGGGAAAGCGCUGAUCCAGACAUGCUUGAACUCUCCAGACUCUCCUCCCCGGUCAGACCCAACCACUGACCAACGCAUGAGUGCCACGGGCUUUGAGGAGACAGACCUCACUUAUCAGGUGUCUGAAUCGGACAGCAGCGGAGAAACAAAGGACACAUUGAAGCCUGCUUUCACAGUCACCAACCUACCAGGGACAACGUCAACCAUCCAGGCAGCACCCACCACCUCCACCUCCAUGCAGAUCAGCAGUGGCCCCUCGUUCCCCAUCACCAACUACCUAGCACCAGUGUCUGCCAGUGUCAGCCCCAACACGGUCACCAGUGCCAAUGGGACAGUGCUGAAAGCCACUGGAACCAGCGCAGUAGCUUCUGGAGGGCUAAUGCAGAUACCCACCGGCUUUACGCUCAUGUCAGGUAGUACGGUGGCUCAGCAGGUUCCCGUGCAAACCAUCCAGCUGCAUCAGGCUCCCCAGCAGACGUCUCCUACAACUGACAGCAGCACUGACCUCACUCAGACCUCUUCCAGCGGGACAGUGACCCUGCCAGCAACUAUCAUGACUUCAUCGGUGCCAACCACAGUGGGAGGACAUAUGAUGUAUCCCCCUCACACAGUGAUGUAUACACCUACAUCAGGCCUCACAGAUGCUGGACUUGCGGUUCUCAAUGCUUUCUCUCAGGGGCCAUCAGCAAUGCAGGUUUCACAUGGACAGGUCCAGGAGCAGGGUGGAGUCCCUCAGGUGUUUUUGACAGCGCCUUCCGGGACGGUUCAGAUCCCAGUCUCAGCUGUCCAGCUUCAUCAGAUGGCUGUCAUCGGACAGCAGUCCGGCAGCAGCACCAACCUGACAGAGCUGCAGGUGGUCAACUUGGACACGUCACAUAGUUCCAAGAGUGACUGAAGACCUCUGAGAACCUGGGAGGGGAAGGGAGAGGAGAGUGCGCAUCUGGCACCCACACCUGCAGCCACAGCCGCCAGCCUUGUGCUGUGCAUGGCACCAGGAUCAAUUGUGUCCUGAAGCUGCACCCCUGGCACCAGGAUUUCGGUGGUCCCUAUUUUUGUACGGACUCCGUCACUUAUUUAUUGUUGCCUUUUUCACAUUUUCGUCUCUCACGAUUUUUACACACACAUGCACAGACAUAAACACACACACACACACACGUAUUAAUAUGGCUGCAAGGCCAGAAGGAGAGAAUUAAGCUUGGGCUACAAGGGGGGGUGGCUUUGUUGUGUUUCCACACUGCAUUUACUGUUGUUUUCUCCCUGUCUCCCCUCCCCCCUCCAGCCAAAGAAACUGUGUCUCACAGGUGGGAGAGUUUGCUCUGCCAUGUGCAUAAGUCUCAUUCUGUUUUCCAUGACUGGAGGGGGAGUGUCGUCUGUCACUCCCUCUCACCUCCACUAAAUGAACUUCUCUCCCUAGUGUGUUGCCACCAGGCAGAGCAACAGAAGCUGUGGGGGAGAAGAUGGAAUAGAGAAGGGCUGGAAGGCAACAUCGAAGGGAGCUUUUCCUGUCAAAGUCAGGCAUCUCUCCCGUCUUUCUAGAAACCAUGCUGGGGCAAAAAGGGCUCCCCCUUCCCCCAAAGUUCAGGGCCUCCAAGCUGGCUGCAGCAUUGUGCCUUCAAGCAAUCAGUGACUGUGUUGUGGGCUGGCCACAGUGUUGGUGACCUGCCUUUAUUUUUAGCUUGUUUCUUGCCAGAAUCCCCCACCUUGGGUUCUACCAAGGUAGUUGGACGUGGGGUGGGUGGGUGGGUGGGUGUGGGCACAGUAGGCAAAGCGUCUUCAGGAUACCUCCCUGAAGUUGGUCCACUCUCAGAAUGUUUCGCUGACAAAACAAAAACAACCUGAUAUUUGGCUGCAUAGUACACAAGCAUUCAACUUUUUGCCUGUUGAAUCUGGCAAGGUAACACAUUUCACUGCCAAAAAGGGUUUUUGUUAGCCUUGCAUCGCUCUUCAUGGAAACACAUUAGGCUGCUCUGAAACCCAGUAGCUGCAAUUGCUCCUGCCGUUUUGGUGGUGCUUGAGGAGCAUCCCACUCAGAAAUGUUUUGUGUUUUUGCUGAUGUUUUCCCCUGGGAAAGAGGAGGAAUUGAGCCACAGACCUUUUUAAUUACUUAGGGUUAUAAAGGAAGGGAGUAAGAAACAAAUAGAGAGAGCUCUAUUUUUGUAACUUUUUAAUUUGAUUAAAAGCCUUCCCACGCAGUUGUGCAUAGUACUGAGGCAUCAGUAGCCAUGGGCGCAAUACUGAAAGUUGGUCCACAACUUUUGUUCAGGCAGCCCUAAAACAUGACGGUGCGUUGUAUCAUCGUCAGCCAUGUUCAACGGGUGUCUGCCAGGAGGAGGCCCUCCGUUCUUCCUUGGAAUUGGGGGGGUAGAACAGGGCAGACUUAGCCUGGGGGCAGGUGAGGAAAAUCCUUUUCCCAUGGGGCAAAAGUGGGAAGUACAGGAGUGGUGGCAGCUACUGUUGAGUCUCUGUGUUUUUGUUUUUGGUUGGUUGGUUUUAAACUCCCUGUCACGUAGCUUCGGCUUGUGGCUGGGAUGAACAAAUGCAAAAACGGGAAAAAAGGGAAAAGCUGCAGGGCUUCUGAGUCUGCAAGGGGGAACAGGAGAUUGCUGUGUGCCUCUCAGUGGGAGUGGCGAACUCUCCCACCGGUAGAGAAGCUGUGCUGUAGGACAGAUGCUUGCACACAAUCAUGCACUUCAUUCUAACCAAGCAGGAAGCGGCAAAGGGAAGGAGUUCUUCAUCUCUUCCACAGGAGAACAAGGAGUGUCUUGCAGUGAGCAGCUUAGUGGUUUUGCGCCCCCCAAGGGCCAGCUGUGGAGCACGGAGGCUGCAGACUUUUAUGGGGAAAGGAAGCAGCUACUGUAACCUUUUUCUUUCAUUUUUUUAAAUGAAAACAAAAACAAAAAACAAAAGAAGCCUUGAAAAAAAAGACUUUAUUUUUUUAAGUGUUAAACUCAGUAUUUAUGUAAUUCUUAAAGGAAUUAAAGUCUGGCUCCUGUACAGUUUUCAUGGGGUUUGUACUGGGUGGGAUGGGAUAAAAAAAACGGGCCAUUGGCGGGAGGGAGAAGAGUAGAGGAAAAGGGGCCUUUGUAUUGUAACUUUUUGACAUUAUUUGCAUGAACAUUAGCGUUUAAACUGGUCUCCUGUCACAAGCUCCUGGAUUGGAUUUGGUGGAAAGGCUGAGCCAAUGCAGGAAGGAAGAAGUAGAUUUGCAUUUGCUGGUUUGGUUCAAGUCAGUCAUACUGGAGAAGUCAAGGCCAACCCCUUCUUGAUAUCAGCCUAUGUAUAUUUAGUAGUAAGUCUGUGGCAUCUAUGGGAGAAAGAGCCUGCUGUUGAGUUGAUGUGCUUUUUGAAUACUCGCUGUUAUGUGUCUUAUGCAAACCCCCCCCCCCCCGCUUUUAACAAAUCCCACUAUUAUCUAACAGAGUUUUUGUGCAAGGGUUUUAAUAUUAUUUGUACUCCUGCACUCUUACAAACUCUACCCAAAUUCUGUUUGCUUGCCUGCCCACCUAGCAGGUUGCAACAUCUCCAUAAGGCUGGGUACUUAAUACUAUGGUUAUUCUUUGAGCUGAACAGUCUCUCCGUUGUUUUGUUGAAGGCUUUCAUGGCCAGAAUCAACUGGCUGUUGUGACUUUUCUGGGCUGCAUGGCUAUAAUCUGCCCACAGCCCAGAAAACCCACAACAGCCAUUCUCUGCAUCCAUCAUUAAAAUGUUUUCUUCUUGAAAUACAUGGAUGCCGUAAAUCAGGGUUUUUAAAACCCUGUUUCCAGUGCUGAGCUUUAUGGUUUUUGCUGAGUGUUUGGGUUCAGAAGACUGUGACGUCUGUCAAGGGAUGAGAAUUUUACUGUACUUGUGUAUUUGAUUUGGGAGGGAGGAGAUAGGUAAAAAAUUUCCUUGUGACAGGUUGACUUUACAUUCAAUCAGUUUGCAAGCACAGGAGGAAGUGUACUCCUUGGUCAAUGUAUCCACCCAUUGUGGAGUUGAUAAGCAUGAAGGAACGAUGCAUUGUGAGUGUGCAAUCCUUUUGUUUCAAGAGGGAAUCUAAUGAAACAUUACAACAAUGCUACUUGAGACAGAGGAAUAUUAUCAAAGCACUAAUUCUCCAGUCAUGUUGCCAACCUUGAAAUCUCUGCAAAGUGCAACAUCUGUGUACUGUUCUGAAUUCCUCUGUAGGCCUACUUUGACUUCCAGUGCUGCAGAAUUUGCUCUGGGAAGUCUUCCGCCUGAAUCAGGAAGUUGCUUUCCUACAAAGAGUAUCUGCAGGAUAAACGCUAAUGUUGCAUGUAAUUUAAAGUGUUGACUUGUAAGAACACUUAUCAGGGAAGAAAUGGCAUUUAUUGUGUGGUGAUCUCUUCUUUUGUUCCAAUUUUAUGAUUGUUUUCUAGCGUUUCUAGCG